Messenger RNA from Zasmidium cellare ATCC 36951, 3693 nucleotides. Its product is annotated as glycosyltransferase family 1 protein. Gene Ontology annotation, molecular function: hexosyltransferase activity; UDP-glycosyltransferase activity. The coding region runs from base 1 to 3693 and encodes 1230 amino acids. The transcript is spliced from 3 exons. Gene Ontology annotation, biological process: carbohydrate metabolic process. NCBI's taxonomy places the organism in Eukaryota, Fungi, Ascomycota, Dothideomycetes, Mycosphaerellales, Mycosphaerellaceae. The record is from RefSeq and is a predicted model, not a curated record.
AUGGCGACGCCGGUGGAGAAUAGGCCGGUGUCUUCUGGGGAGGGUGCUGAGCCGACUGUGUUGAGGGAUGAGAGAGGGGAGUCUAUAUUGCCUCUGGAGCCUUUGCGUGGGGUUGACUUUGGCGCGCAUUUGGAGAGUGGCCAUGGCGAGGAGACGGACGGUGCUGAGCCGCGACGGAGUGGAGGUUCUUACUUCACGAAUACACCAGGCGAGACGACCACGGAUGAUAUCAGAAAUCCAUUGAAGAAGGUGAAGACUGCGCCGGCGGAGAAUGGACGGCCGAGUACCCUCGCGAGGAACAGCACGUUGCUGAGGACGAUGAGGAGGCGGUCGCCUCAGGAUGAGCGCUUUCAGUAUACCUUCGAUCCCAUGUCGUCCGAUUCAGAAUCGAGUUCUUCGGAAGAUGAGAGUACGAGGAGGAAGGAACGGCCACCUGCGAAACGGACGCGAACGGCCGAGGAGGUGAAGGAGCAGGAGCAAGAGCAGACACAGGCGAAGGAGGAUGCGAAGAAGGGAAAGUCGUACUCGCGCUUCCGCAUCAGCAAUGAACAUAUGAGCACGAAAGGACGGGUGUCGAAACGAGACGGACGAUUGAAUAUCUCGAUCAAUCAGACGGCGAAUAGUGGAUACCUGGCGAAGGCUCUGGGACAUACCAUUCAGAAUCAUCUGGAUAUACCGAAUCGCAGUCGGGCGAGGAAGCAGCGCCAGCAUCUGGCUGAUCAUCCUGAACUUGACCCCGAUGUGGAUCUCGAUGCGGAGAAGAUCGCGUCGGCGCUGUACUCGAAUGUUGUGCGGCCGAAGUUGAAUAUCGUGAUUAUGGUUAUUGGCAGCCGAGGGGAUAUCCAGCCUUUUCUGAAGAUUGGCAAGAUCUUGAGGGAAGAACAUGGACACCGCGUGAGGAUUGCUACGCAUCCUACCUUUCGAGAAUUUGUGGAGAAAGAGACGGAUCUGGAGUUCUUCAGUGUAGGGGGCGAUCCCUCAGAACUCAUGGCAUUCAUGGUGAAGAAUCCUGGCUUGAUCCCCAGCCUGCAGACGAUCCGCGAAGGCGAGAUCCAUCGACGGCGAGUGGCUAUGGGGGAGAUGUUCGAGGGCAUGUGGCGGGCUUGCACCAACACGACGGACGACGACAGCGAUUCGUUGAAUAUCAAGAUGAUGGGUGAUAAAGCUCCCUUCGUCGCGGACGCCAUCAUCGCCAACCCGCCCUCGAUGGCACACGUCCAUAUCGCGGAGAGACUAGGGAUCCCGCUUCACAUUAUGUUCACGUUUCCUUAUUCGCCUACCCAGGCGUUCCCGCAUCCGCUAGCGAAUAUUAAGCCUGGGAAGAGUAAUGUGGAUACCAACUAUGUCAACUUCAUGUCCUAUCCUUUGGUGGAGAUGAUGACCUGGCAGGGCUUGGGGGAUAUCGUGAACAAGUUUCGGCAGAGGGUACUCGGCUUGGAACCUGUUAGUUCGCUAUGGGCCCCUGGAGCUCUGUACCGCAUGAAGGUGUCUUACACCUACAUGUGGAGUCCGAGCCUGGUGCCCAAGCCAGGCGACUGGGGUCCUGAGAUCGAUAUCGCGGGUUUCGUCUUCAUGGAUCUGGCCAAGAUGUUCAAGCCGCCGCAGGAUCUCGUGGACUUCUUGAACGCCGGUGACCCGCCGGUGUACAUCGGCUUUGGGAGUAUUGUCGUCGACGACCCGGAUCAGUUCACGAAGAUUCUCUUUGAGGCGACCAAGUUGGCUGGUGUGCGGGCUCUCGUGAACAAGGGCUGGGGUGGCCUGGGUCACAGCAAUGAGAACACGCCGGAUCAUAUUUUCAUGCUGGGGAAUACGCCGCACGAUUGGCUGUUUCCUAAGGUGAAGGCUGUGGUGCACCACGGUGGAGCGGGUACUACGGCUAUUGGGCUUAAGUGUGCGAAGCCGACGAUGAUUGUGCCGUUCUUUGGCGAUCAGCCGUUCUGGGCUGCUCGUGUUGCUGAAGCGAAAGCUGGUGCUCACGAGGUCAUCCCUUGGAAGAAACUUACUCCGGAGAAGAUGGCGGAGGGGAUUAAGCAGUGUUUGACGGAGGAGGCACAGAUCAAUGUGCGGAAGCUGGCGGAGGGGAUUGAAAAGGAAGGCGAUGGGGCGGAGAACGCUGUCAAGUCGUUCCAUCGAAGUCUACCUCUGGCUGGACCGCAUAGCAUACGAUGCUCGAUCUUGGAGGAUCGUGUCGCUGUGUGGCAGCUGAAGGGCUCUUCAUUGAGACUCUCCGCGCUCGCGGCAGAGUUGCUCAUGGAGAAGGGCAAGCUCAAGACGAGUGAUUUGAGACUGUUCCGAGCUUGUGCUUGGGCCGACUUCGAUGGGCCUGGGGAGCCAAUCUCUGGCACGGCAGGGGCUGUUACGGACUCGCUGUACAAUAUCGGUGGUGGCGUGGGUAUGGUUCCUGUCAGGGUUGCGAAGCAUAUGAAGAAGAGGGCGGAGCAUGAGAAGAAGAAGGCUGAGAUUCAGAAGAGGAAAGAGAACCGCAAGGAGGAGAAACGGCAGCGGAAAGCUGCGCAGGUUGAUGAGAAGCAGCAACAACAACUCCAGCGACCGCCGAAUGAUCGUCAGGAUACUUCGAAUACGCUCAGCUCGAAACUCUCAGCGGAUCCGAGCACACCUCUGGCUCAUGAACUCGCACGAGACUUCCACGAAGGUUUCAAGCGUUCCGGAGCUGCGUUACUCACCAUGCCCAACGACCUCCACGUCGCCAUCGCCCAAGGCUUCCACAACGCACCUCGACUCUGGGGCGACGCCACGGUGCGAAAACCCAUCCGCGUCACAGGCUUCAAAACAGGCCUCGUGGCCGCGCGCAAAGAACUCAUCUACGGCGUCUGGGACGGCUGGACAGGCCUCGUAACACAACCGAUCGGCGGCUUCAAAGACGGCGACACGAUACCGUCCAAACUCGCAGGUUUCGGGACCGGGGUCGGCAAGGGCGUCGGCGGGUUCGUCCUCAAGAACGUCAGCGCUGUCGUCUCCCCGCCGGCGUAUAUCGGCAAGGGUAUGAUUGUGUACAUCAAGAAAAAAGCGGAACACAACGGUCCCGGCUCGAAGGCGUAUAUCCGCAAAGCGCACCUCAUCCAGGGACAGAAGGAUUUGCAGGCGCUCCUCGCACGCGGAAGCCAUGAUAAGCGGACGGAGGAGAUCCGCGAGCGGGUGGACUACGGCUGGAAAGUGUACGAGCAGGUGUGGUCGGCGGCGAACACGACGUACAAUGCCGUAGGGGCGAAUGUGGCGGGGAAGUUGAAGUUGAGGAGGGAGAAGAGGCGGUGGAUUGAGAGCGGGGCGUUGGAGAAUGUGGAUGCGGCGGAGAGGGCGUUGAGGGUGCGGCAGGAGGGCAAGAAUCUUGAGAGGCAUUUUGCGAGAAGGAGGAGGGAGGUGCGCGUUGCGGAGUUGCCUAGGGCGCCGGCUAUGGAGCAGCCGGAAAGGUAUGAGGAUUCUCCGAAUGUUUUGCCGAAUGGGAGGCGGUCGCUUAGCGAGAGUACGGCUGUGGCGACGCCUGAGGAAGAAGGGCAUGCGAAGAAGGCGCCCAAGGAUAGUAUGAGUAUUGAUGGGGGAAGGGGGAGUGUGGCGAAGUUGGACUUUGGGAAGGGGGUUGGUAAUAAGGGGAAGAUGAUGAAUGGUGGUGCUGGUGCUGGUACUGCGUUGGGGCCCAGGAGGUCGAGGGGGUUGAGUCGGGUUGCGACGACUUGA